Molecule: messenger RNA, 2628 nt
Organism: Scedosporium apiospermum
Lineage: Eukaryota; Fungi; Ascomycota; Sordariomycetes; Microascales; Microascaceae
Exons: 2
Coding region: 1-2628 (875 amino acids)
Cellular component (GO): HDA1 complex
Source: RefSeq, a predicted model, not a curated record
AUGGACGGCAGCCAGCCCCCUCCGAGUUCGGCUGCAGCUGAGCUACUUCAAAUGCAGCAACAAUUCUUGACACAGCAUGAAGAGCCUUUGCCUUCCCUUCUAACUACUUCCUCUUCAGUACAGCCGAGCGCUCCAGACGCAAGAGUGCCAGAGUCCCAGCCUUCUCCUAUGAGGGCCCUUCAAGAUCCGAUGCUUUCAGGCGGCGGAACUCAACCCGAAGAACGGACUAAUGUCCUAGGCCCUCCUUUCAGGCCAGAUACCGAACGGGAGAUACAACCCUCGCUGUCAAGCGCUCCACUAUUCCAUCCUUCACCAGCUGUACCUACCAGCCAUGACAUUGUCUCGCAAAGCCAGCCCCCACUCGAGCCUGCGACCAUCGCGCCCCUUGAUGUGCAUCCCCUCACGUUGAACCCUGCGGCGGUGUUCCCAUCUAAUUUGACGACGGGUACUGAGAUUCCUCUCAGUGGCCGUCGACUGCCAAGCCACCAGGACCUCUUCACUCAACCUCCGGAGUUUCAUAUCGGCGCCGCGACUGAUGCGACGAAUGAAUCAGGUGACGAAAGCAGCGAUGCUGAAGACUUGUCGAGGGUCUCCUAUCCCACCGAGGUCAAAGAGUACGCAGUUACCCUUCCAUUUAAUGCGAGUCGCCGCCCACAUUACGAUGACAUGAUCCUCGAAGCCCGACCCGAUAUUGAAGAAUUUUGUUCAGUGUUCCAUAACGAAGUUUUGAGAACACCCAAGCCCUCGUCCGUCCAUAAAAUUGAGAAGCUAUUUCUGAAGCUGCUUGAUGCCUGUGACUACCCCGCAGAACUGAACACGCAAUCUCUCAAGACGAUGUCACCCAAGGAGAUCCAAAAGUAUGCCUUCGAGUCAAAUUCGAAGUAUGCCUUUAUCUGGGAACUGUUGCAUCUUGUCCAGGACGUCCUUGACAUGAAGAUUCUCAUAGUCGCACGCUCGGAAAAGAUCCUCUUCCUACUGCAAUCCCUCCUUCUUGCCGACGGAUAUGCUUACUCGCGGAUCGGACUUCGGGACAUGCAAGAGGGCCAUGCGAAGUGGCCCAUCAAUGUCGUUCUAUCUUUACCCAACCAAGCCCUUGCGGAACGUCCGUCGGACUUUGAUCUCAUUAUUGGUUUCGACUAUGAAUUUAAGCGCUCCAAUAUUGCCUCUCGGCUUGCCGAAACUAAUUCUGGAGAAAUCAAACAGCCCAUGGUACUUCAACUAGUUAUCGCUCAUUCCAUCGAACACCUUGAUCUCGCCAUCACGGAGAGGGACCCCGACAUGCCGAGCUUCGACCAUAAGAACGCCAUCGUCAUCGGGUUGACCAAGUUGCGACGGCUUAUCCUCAAUCCAGACACAGGACGAGAGCUGCCUCAUCAGACCGCGGAACGUUUUGCGAAUCAGCUUAAGCAUUACGAUGAGGACUUUGUCUGGGAACCUAUCAGCCUGCCUGAUGAGAUUUUGAACUUUUACCUCGAGUCUAGCCAGCCUAGCCAGCCGCCGCUUGAGCUUGAAAGUUUGCAGAGCAGGAAGCGCAAGCUCGGCGAUACGGAAAGUAUUGCGAGCAAGCGACGGAGGAUCUCGAAGACACUUGGCCCGAUGGUGAACGCUGAGCGCGUCGAGGCACUCGCCCCGAUCAUUCGGUGCCUUGGCCCAGAGGUUCUCGACCGCGAGGACUUGUCGGACGAGACCACCGUGCCCGCCGCUUUGCUGGCGGCGAUGGAGGCCAAGGUAAACGACCAACGCAUGGCAUUGCAAGAAUCGAGGGCCCUUGUCAAGGAACUCCGUCGUCUUGUGGAGUCUCUUGAGACGCAGAACAACGGAUAUGCCGACUCUGUCAAUGCAAUCCAAACUAAGCAUCUUGUGGCUGUUGAAGAGAGAGCCAAGUUCCAUCGCGAGAGGGACUCUGCGCUUCUCGAGGUCAAGAGGCUCUCAGAGCGCCUGCAAGCUGCCGAGGAAGCAAAGUCUAAACUUUCCGAUGAAGUCACCAAGCUUAAGGCUGCUCUACCCCAGAAGAAAUCGACUGACAAUCCUGGUGCAACCGAAGCUGUCCCCUCUUCUUCGCCUUCCGCCAACCCCCCGCAGGAGGGACAAGAAGCCAAUCCCCAGGACGAGAAACUGAAGCAAGCAACAGCAGAAGUGCAGCGCCUCACUCGGAAAGUAGAAAACGCCGAGCGCGACCUUGACUACACGCGCCAAGCGUACCAGAACGCCUCUCAGUCAGCCAGCGACCUCGGCAACGAGAACCGCGAGCUCUCCGCGCGGAUCCAAGACCUCGAGCACAAGGCCUCGGAAAACCUCCGCCAGAUCCACGAAACCAACCUCCGCAAUCAGAUUGACCAGCUCGGCAAGAUCAACGACGAGCAGACGACGACCCUGCGCGAGCGCGAGUGGGAGCUUGAUCGGCUGCGCGAUGAGGUGAGGGUGCUCAAGGCCGCUAGGCGAGAGACGAGGCAGUCGAGCGUGCCGAGGAGUCCGCGGAUGGGCAUGAUGAGUCCUAGGACCGGGGGUAGGGUGUCGGCGAGUAGGGGGUCGAGUCCGGCGCCGAUUAGUGAGGUGGGCGGCGGGCCGGGGGUGCCGUUGUUUAACCAGCAGCCUGGAAAUGGACGGUGGGGACACCUACGUGACUGA